AUGGAGCCUUCCAACCAGACCAAGGUCACCGAGUUCCUCCUCAUGGGUUUCCCAAAGCUGCAGCACUUCAACACGCCGCUCUUCUUUUUGCUCCUCAUCAUCUAUCUCUUCACCAUCAUUGGCAACUUGCUGGUUUUCAUUGUCAUCCACACAGACUCCCGGCUCCACACGCCCAUGUACUUUUUUGUCAGUGUCCUGGAGAUCUGGUACACAGCAGCCACCAUCCCCAAGAUGCUCUCCAACUUACUCAGCAACAGGAAGAGCAUCUCCUUCAUGGGGUGCCUCAUGCAAAUCUAUUUCUUCCACUCUCUGGGAGCCAGCGAGUGCUACCUGCUCACAGUGAUGGCGUAUGACAGGUACCUGGCCAUAUGCCACCCUUUGCGCUACCCAUCCAUCAUGACAAGCCACCUGUGCCUCAAACUAGCCGCCAGCUGUUGGAUCUGUGGCUUACUAGGCCCCAUGGCUGAAAUCAUCUUGGUCUCCAAGCUGCCUUUCUGCGGCCCCAAUAAAAUCGAGCACAUCUUCUGCGACUUCCCACCAAUAUUGAGCUUGGCCUGUAUUGACACCUCGGUCAACGUUCUCGUCGAUUUCAUCAUCAACGCUUGCAAAAUCCUGGCCACCUUCUUCCUGAUCUUAAUGUCUUACUUGCGUAUUAUCGGAGCCAUACUCCGGAUCCGUACUGCUGCCGGAAGGAAAAAAGCCUUCUCCACAUGCGCUGCGCACCUGACCGUGGUGUUGAUCUUCUACGGGAGCAUUUUGUUCAUGUAUGUCCGGCUGACAAAAAGUUAUUCCUUGGAUUACGACAGAGCGCUGGCCGUAGUCUACAGCGUUGUGACCCCUUUCCUUAAUCCAAUUAUCUAUAGCCUGCGAAACAAGGAAAUCAAAGCGGCCUUGAAGAGAAUGUUCCAGCGGCAGAUAUUGAAGGCUAGGGAAGCAGAAUAG
Eublepharis macularius is the source of this 942-nucleotide messenger RNA. RefSeq names its product olfactory receptor 6N1-like. NCBI's taxonomy places the organism in Eukaryota, Metazoa, Chordata, Lepidosauria, Squamata, Eublepharidae. The transcript has a single exon. The record is from RefSeq and is a predicted model, not a curated record. Gene Ontology annotation, molecular function: G protein-coupled receptor activity; olfactory receptor activity. Gene Ontology annotation, biological process: G protein-coupled receptor signaling pathway. The coding region runs from base 1 to 942 and encodes 313 amino acids. Gene Ontology annotation, cellular component: membrane.